Molecule: messenger RNA, 1145 nt
Organism: Cephus cinctus (wheat stem sawfly)
Lineage: Eukaryota; Metazoa; Arthropoda; Insecta; Hymenoptera; Cephidae
Product: nucleolar protein of 40 kDa
Exons: 2
Coding region: 207-977 (256 amino acids)
Biological process (GO): RNA stabilization
Molecular function (GO): zinc ion binding; RNA binding
Source: RefSeq, a predicted model, not a curated record
UAAUAUGACUAGUGGCAUCUGUUCAGGCACCUUCGUACCCACAGAGUACGGCCCUGACUUUACGGCGGUAUCAUUGGCAACCCUAACCCUACUUUGCUUGUAAUGUUUUCAUCGAUUAAAGUUGUAUCUGCAGUUUGGUUAUUAAUAGAACUACAUAUUGUAGUAUAGUUUUCAUAACCAAAAAUACAAUAAAUAAUUGAGAAGAGAUGACAAGUUGUCAGCUAAAUCAAAUAUUUCGGGGCGAGAUUGCUGCCGUUCAAAACUAUGGCGCAUUUGUGAGAAUUCCUGGAUGUUCACAACAGGGUCUAGUUCAUAGAUCACAGAUUAGUACAUCCCAUGUUGACGAUGUAGCAGAUGUUUUACAACGAGGAGAUCGAGUUUGGUGUAAAAUAAUUUCAUUGGGAGAUGAUGGUAAAAUCGGUCUUUCCAUGAAACAUGUAAACCAAGGCAAUGGUUCUGAUCUAGACCCCAAUGGUGUUCAGCUUCAAAAAGAUGAACAAAGAAGGAAAACUAUAGUACCUAACAAACGCAAAGUUAUAGAGCUACAAGCAGUUUUAAAUACCACCUGUUCUAAGUGUGGUACUCCUGGACAUUUGUCUAAUGAUUGCUUCAUGACUCCUGAUGGAAAGAAAUAUGAAUUGCUACCAGAAAUUGAAGAGGAAAGUAUUCCGCAAAAACCAACAGAUACUCAGCCAGAAAAGAUACCAAAAAAACACAAAUCCAAAAAAUCAAAAAAGAGAAAGAAGUCAAAAAAAUCAAAGCACAAAGGAGAUUCAAGUAAUGAGGACUCUGAAUCAGAGGAUGAAGAAAGUAAGAAAAAGCGGAAGAAGAAGAGAGCAAAGGAACAAAAGCGCAAAAAGAGAAAGCAUAGCACCAGUUCCUCAGAUGAAGAUUCAGGAAGUGGUACCAGUACACGUAACACAAAAAGUCAAGCAAAGUCACACAGAAGGCAACAAAAAACAUUAGAAAAAGUAUGAAUAAUUUUAAACAUUCCAACUGAGGUGCUGAUUAUUGUAUUUUUUUGCUUAUUGAAAACUUAGUUGACUACAAUCAGUUUAUUUUGAUACACUUGAUAUGAACUGUGCGAUCAAUACUGUCUCGUACCACACUUAAAUUGAUAAAAUAAAAACAGCACUACAUACUAA